AUGAGGACCAGGCAACUCCCGGAAUUUCUUUCAUUUCUCGAUGAAUAUCCGUUGACGAAAAAGUAUAGCAAGCGCGAGUUAGGUCCACUUGUUCUUCUGGUAUCUAUAUUGAUCCUCACCGGAUUGUGCAUUUUCAAUGUGCUUACACAAGGAAAAGCAGAGAGAAACGAAGCAUUUCUCUCCACGCGUUAUUUGGAUAACUCGACAAAUGGAAGAGUGGAUUAUGUUACCUGUCAGCCGGCUCUGCUGAAAGUUGAUGAUAGCUUUUUCAUGGUUGUUCCCCCCGACGAAAACGGAACCCAAGCAGCUUCAGUCGAAGAUCUGCAAAUUGCUGCUCACUCAAAUAUGUCAUUCAAAUGGAACCUGGUUGAUAUUGGAGACCAACCCGAAACAGGAUCAAGGAAGGUGGCGACAGGCUUCCUCUAUAGGGGAGAAAGAACCAACUGCUCGGUCAAUUUUGUCAAGUCAACCUAUCAAUUCCAGGAUACCAACUACCAAUACAUUGUUUGUGGAACUUGUCUAUUUGGUGAUACGCUGAAGGCAAAGCUUUGUAAUUCGUUAAACGCGGCCUCUGAUGAUCUACUCCGGGGAUCGUCUGGUCGCUUUUGGACGAGCUCAGCACAUGUCUAUCGUUCAUUUGAUGGCCUUGAUCCAAGAUUGUCGAUACCGCUUCAUACCUUGCCGCUAUCAGCAUUCCCUCCGAAUUAUACCGAAGUGCAGGAAGAUUAUUAUAGGAGCUAUAAACCGACGAUUGGCCCGCGGGACAUAACUGAGUUAGGGACGUGGCUUGGAGGUGUGAAAUUGAUCCCAGCAGCUCGAUUGAGUGGAUAUGAUGUGGAGUUCCCUUGGCGGAAUCUUCCCCCACCUCAAGGAAAGAUCUUUGUCGACAAUUUGACGGAGCCAAGUAAUUUCUUUGACGCAUUCAAUACUACCUAUCAUGCCUUAUGCCAGGGACACGAAUGCAGCAAUUUUCGGGUCACAGUCAACGGCAUUGGUGCACUCGGACCGUUUGGAUUUAAAGAUACAAAAUUGUUCCAGAUUCCCGAAGUAUUAUCAGCGAUGUUCAAUCGAUCACUCUCGUAUAAUGUUCGGAUAAUGGAUUUAGCGGCUGAUGAUCUCCAUGGAAAAGAAAUUGGAGCGACUUACUUGUGCACUAAAACUACAAGAAAGUGGCUUCCCCUCCUCAAAAUAAUCUCCGUCACCCUGGGUAGCUCUUCUGGAUUAUUUUCGGGAAUCUUUUCGUAUUUUAUAGUCGCUGUGUACUCGGCGUUUGGAGCGCCAGCCAAUGCGCCAGACUCGCCUUUCCUCCGUGCCGUCGCCGGUCGGGGCCAGGUCGCGGCGAUCCUCUCGAGGCAUGGUGCAUUUUACGUGCCCGACGCCUUGGUCGGUGAAGUUACGCCGAACCUCCAAUUAUUGGUCGACGGAAUGCUCGCGGCCCCCCUGCUCCCCACGAAGAUCGGAAGUCUGUGGUUGGACCGCAGCCCUGCCUGCGAUAUCCGAAACUGGAUUGCCGAGGUGGAAGAAGUAUGUCCCUCCAUCUUCUUUCCUACCGAUGCGUCGCCUUUCUUCCCGGAUUCAAUCAACCUCGAAGCUGUGUUGGCCUCCGACAUGAAUAUCAUGCCCGACGAAGCCCACAAGCGUUUGCGAGGAAUCAUCGCUUCCCUUGUCAACCCUCAGCCGACCCAAAAAAAGGAGUGGGCAAACGCGGUCAACGAGGCCCUCUACAUUGGAACCAAUCCUCACAUCGCUCGACAUGCUCUCACCCUUCUGGUAAAGAAAAUCAAAUAUGCGCGCGGAAGCUUCCAAGCGUUCUUGCUUUUUCGGGAAACCUUGAGUUGCAACGAAGCCAGGUCUGACUUGCAAACCAAAAUCUUUGGGAGCUUACAACCCAAGCCGUUCCCUCAUCAAAUUUUAAUUUCUUUCUUGCUCUUCGGCACGCGAGGUCUGUUUGGAGCGCCAAUCAACAACCGGAACACCUUCACACCUGGGGUCUGUCUCAUGAGCGAGCUCAUGGCACUGAGAGAUUCUCCCCCUCCGGAGCCCAUCUGGAUCAACACCCAGCGCCUAAUCCUUCGGGCAAUCGUUAACGAAGACGAGGUCCUUGGUUCUGCCGAGUUGUCUGGCGUUUUGCGCGAAGACUUUUUAUCUUUCUGUUCUCUUCACUUGCCCAUCGUUCCUUCAUACCAUCAGCAGAUUGCCCAACUCCAACCUCCUGCCGAAGCGCCCAGUCCAACAGCCGUUUCCGAGAACGCCGCGCCACUCAAGGCGGUCUCGCAGGAUCCGUGCCGACUGGCCGAUGUGGGCGCUGCAAGUGAUGCAGGAUCUAUGGACGAGGUGGAACUGCCCUCCAAGCCUGCGGGGAUGGCUGAGCGCAAUGGAUUCGGUUUGAACAGACGUCCUGCUGGCGAGAUUGUGCCCUGA
Molecule: messenger RNA, 2421 nt
Organism: Puccinia triticina
Lineage: Eukaryota; Fungi; Basidiomycota; Pucciniomycetes; Pucciniales; Pucciniaceae
Exons: 13
Coding region: 1-2421 (806 amino acids)
Source: RefSeq, a predicted model, not a curated record